AUGCCUGAGCCAGCAAAGCCCGCGCCCAAGAAGGGCUCAAAGAAAGCCGUCACCAAGAGCGCCGCCAAGAGUGGAAAGAAGCGCAGGAGAUCCAGGAAGGAGAGCUACGCCAUCUACGUGUACAAAGUCCUGAAGCAGGUUCAUCCCGACACCGGCAUUUCUUCAAAGGCGAUGGGCAUCAUGAACUCUUUCGUCAACGACAUCUUUGAGCGCAUCGCCGGUGAGUCUUCUCGUCUCGCUCACUACAACAAGCGCUCCACCAUCACCUCGAGAGAGAUCCAGACCGCCGUGCGUCUCCUGCUGCCCGGUGAACUCGCCAAACACGCGGUGUCUGAGGGAACAAAGGCCGUCACCAAAUACACGAGCUCCAAGUAAAGCCGAAAGUACCCAAUCUGAACCCAAAGGCUCUUUUAAGAGCCACCCACCGUUUCCGGAAAAGAGCUUCUGUAUGAUGCUUUAAAUGCAUUAAGUAACAGUCUCGUAAAACUAGCUGCAUUCAACAGUUCUGAGAACAGCACU
Messenger RNA from Paramisgurnus dabryanus, 519 nucleotides. Its product is annotated as histone H2B-like. The record is from RefSeq and is a predicted model, not a curated record. NCBI's taxonomy places the organism in Eukaryota, Metazoa, Chordata, Actinopteri, Cypriniformes, Cobitidae. Gene Ontology annotation, cellular component: nucleosome. Gene Ontology annotation, molecular function: protein heterodimerization activity; DNA binding; structural constituent of chromatin.